AUGGCUCUGAUAAGCUUCAUUGAAGUCUCAAUUUAUUUCCUUUGUUUCUCCUUUCUCUUUGCAUAUUUCUUGAUUAGCAAGAAACCUCACCCUUCCUUUCCCACGAACUGGCCUUUCCUCGGUAUGCUUCCGGGUUUACUCGUAGAGAUACAUCGUGUUUACGACUAUAUAACCGAACUUCUCGAGGCCUCAAACUUAACUUACCCUUUCAGAGGCCCCUGCUUCGGGGGCCUCGACAUGUUGAUCACCGUUGAUCCAGCUAAUAUUCAUCACAUCAUGAGCUCAAACUUUGCGAAUUACCCGAAAGGAUCCGAGUUCAAGAAGAUAUUCGAUGUUUUGGGAGAUGGGAUUUUCAACGUGGAUUCUGAGUUAUGGAAGGAUCUGAGGAAAUCAGCUCAAAGCAUGAUGAGUCAUCCAGAGUUUCAAAGGUUUACGCUAAGAACAAGCAUACGUAAGCUAGAGAAAGGGCUAGUCCCACUUCUUGAUCAUGUUGCUGAGAAGAAACUAGUGGUUGACUUACAAGAUGUGUUCCAAAGAUUCACGUUCGACACUACGUUUGUUUUAGCGACCGGGUUUGAUCCAGGGUGUCUCACGAUUGAAAUGCCGGAAAUCGAGUUCUCUAGAGCUUUAGACGAAGCAGAGGAAGCGAUUUUCUUCCGACAUGUCAAGCCGGAGAAGGUUUGGAUGAUGCAAAGAUUGAUUGGGGUUGGAGAUGAAUUGAAGAUGAAAAAAGCUCACUCGACUUUCGACCGUGUCUGCUCCAAGUGCAUUGCUUCUAAGAGAGAUGAAAUAGCUCGUGGGGUUAUGAACGUCGACUCGUCUUCUAAAGAUUUGUUGACAUCUUACAUGAAUGUGGAUACAACCAAAUACAAGUUGUUGGAUCCAAGUAAUGAUAGAUUCCUCAGAGACAUGAUCUUAAGCUUCAUGUUAGCAGGUAGAGACACUACAGGCUCUGCUCUCACUUGGUUCUUUUGGCUUCUCUCCAAGAAUCCAAAAGUAACGACCAAGAUACGUCAGGAAAUCAACACAAAACUAUCUCCAAGAACCAAUAAUGAUUCUGAUUUUGAUUCAUUCAAUCCCCAAGAGUUAAACAAGUUGGUGUAUUUACAUGGUGCGUUGUGUGAAGCACUCAGGCUAUAUCCACCGGUUCCAUUUCAACACAAAUCUCCAACAAAACCCGAUGUUCUUCCGAGCGGACACAGAGUCGAUCCCAGUUCGAAGAUUGUGUUCUGUCUUUACUCAUUAGGGAGAAUGAAAUCUGUUUGGGGAGAAGAUGCAUCGGAAUUUAAACCGGAGAGGUGGAUUUCGGAGAGUGGAAGGUUGAUACAUGUGCCAUCUUUUAAGUUCUUAUCGUUCAACGCCGGUCCACGGACUUGUUUGGGGAAAGAAGUGGCUAUGACGCAGAUGAAGACAGUGGCUGUGAAAAUCAUACAAAACUAUGAGAUAAAGAUCAUUGAAGGACACAAGAUUGAGCCAGUUCCUUCCGUUAUUCUUCACAUGAAGCAUGGUCUUAAAGUCCUAGUCACUAAGAGAUGUAAUUUGGUCUGA
Arabis nemorensis is the source of this 1548-nucleotide messenger RNA. Lineage: Eukaryota; Viridiplantae; Streptophyta; Magnoliopsida; Brassicales; Brassicaceae. The record is from the annotation of a GenBank genome assembly.